Messenger RNA from Maylandia zebra (zebra mbuna), 1733 nucleotides. RefSeq names its product poly(rC)-binding protein 2. NCBI's taxonomy places the organism in Eukaryota, Metazoa, Chordata, Actinopteri, Cichliformes, Cichlidae. Gene Ontology annotation, molecular function: RNA binding. The record is from RefSeq and is a predicted model, not a curated record.
CGCAAACUGUCCCACAUUUUAUUGGGGCGUGCUUUACGAAAAAAAUAGGUCAGACUCGGGGAGGAGUCGGGGUUUGUGAUGGGUGAAAGGGAAAAGUUCAGAGGUCACAAUUUUGUUGUCUUUGUUUAAAGGAGUGGAGCUCGAUCUCACAUCACUCUUCCCUCUUCCCCGAGUCCUUUCUAAACUCUCCCCCGGGUUUCUACCCUCCCGAACCUCUCCCCUUCUACCCUUACAACCCCAACCCUCCCCCCGAUCACCUAUCAGCGCACGAGUCAGAUCCAUCUCAGUGACCAAAGACCUCAGUUCUGUACUGACCUGCAGUUGCAGUCAUGGACUCCGGUGUGAUUGAAGGCGGGCUCAAUGUCACCCUUACCAUUAGGCUGCUCAUGCAUGGGAAGGAAGUUGGAAGCAUUAUUGGGAAGAAAGGUGAAUCUGUGAAGAAGAUGAGAGAAGAGAGCGGAGCUCGCAUCAACAUCUCAGAGGGCAAUUGUCCUGAGAGGAUCAUUACAUUGGCAGGUCCAACCACUGCCAUAUUUAAAGCAUUCUCCAUGAUCAUUGAAAAGUUGGAAGAGGAUAUCAGCAGCUCGAUGACAAACAGCACAGCUACCAGCAAGCCCCCGGUCACCCUACGCAUUGUGGUGCCUGCCAGCCAGUGUGGUUCGCUUAUUGGAAAAGGUGGAUGCAAGAUCAAGGAAAUUCGAGAGUCAACCGGUGCUCAGGUACAAGUGGCUGGAGACAUGCUCCCCAACUCCACGGAGCGUGCCAUCACCAUUGCUGGCACUCCCCAGUCGAUAAUUGAGUGCGUCAAGCAGAUCUGUGUGGUAAUGCUUGAGUCUCCCCCUAAGGGGGUCACUAUCCCCUACAGACCCAAGCCUUCAGGAUCACCCGUCAUCUUUGCAGGCGGACAGGCAUAUGCCGUACAAGGACAGCACGCAAUUCCACAGCCAGAUUCUUCCUCUGCUGCUAUCUCUCCACAGCUCACCAAGCUUCACCAGCUGGCUAUGCAGCAGAGCCCGUUCCCCAUUGCACCGAGCAACCAGGGAUUCACUGGGAUGGAUGCUUCUGCUCAAACCAGUUCCCAUGAGAUGACCAUUCCAAAUGAUCUUAUUGGGUGCAUCAUUGGCCGCCAGGGAGCCAAGAUCAACGAGAUCAGGCAAAUGUCAGGUGCCCAGAUCAAGAUUGCAAAUCCAGUGGAUGGAUCGACCGACCGCCAGGUUACCAUCACAGGCUCGCCUGCCAGCAUUAGUCUGGCGGAGUACCUCAUCAACGCCAGGCUUUCCUCUGAGGCCACUGGACUGGCAGCCAACUGAUAAGACACUGCAUCUGCACUAAAUCUCACUUUUAUAUCAUCGGCUAUGAUUAAGCAGUCAAUGCAACUAUCCAAGUUAAGAGUUUAUAUAUUAUACUGCCUCUUCCUCAUUUAAAAAAAAAAAAAAACCAAAAGCAAAAAAAAAUUAUGUCAGCCGCCACUGAUUUGAUCCACUGAGUUCAUUAUUUAUUUUCUUUGUUUUGGUUUUAGUCAUACAAAGCAAAUGAUUAGGUUUUAAAUUCCCUUUUUGGAGUCCAGUCAGAGGUUUUAAUGAUUUGUUGUUUAGGCAUUUUUCUUUUCUUGAUGGAUAUCUCGCUCCUUCCAUUUCUUUCUUUGCCAUCAGAGACAUGAGUUGGAAAAACUCUGAAUAGACAUAGAUUUAGUUCUGUACAGUCAGCUUUUUUUUUUUUUUUUUUUUCUCUUU